AUGGCCCAAACCACCAUCCCUGUUGUGGACUUUGCCCGGUGGUCCUCCGACCAGUCCCAUCGUCAGCGCGUGGCACAGGACAUCGUCGCCGCGUGCAAGCAGGUCGGGUUUGUGUACAUCGUCAACCACUCGCUGCCCGAGACCCUACUGGAGGACGCAUUCCGCUGGUCAAGACUAUUUUUUGACCUGCCCGAAGCCGAAAAACGUAAAGCGCCUCAUCCGGAGGGAUGGGCAGUCCAUCGGGGCUAUUCUUGGCCGGGGCUGGAGAAAGUGUCACAGGCGAUGAGCGAGAAGGAUGACCAGGAACGGGCUGGGCAGUUGAGAGAAAUUCCCGAUGUCAAGGUGAAUAUUCCUUUUCACAAGGGUGAAAGCUACGACAUUGGCAGUGACGAGAACCCCAGCCAACCCAAUCAGUGGCUUCCCGAGGAUGCACUACCGGGGUUCCAGUCCUUCAUGUCCAGGUUCUACUGGGAGUGUUUCCGUGUGGGCGGCGAGAUCCUGCAGGCCCUCGCCAUCGGACUGGACUUGGAGGAUGAGAACUAUCUGUUGAAGAAGCAUUCGGGCCACAACAACCAGCUCCGUCUUCUACAUUACCCGCCCAUUCCAGCUGAGGCGCUCGAGACCGACCGAGUGGCUCGCUGUCCCGCUCAUACGGACUGGAGCUCCAUUACGCUGCUCUUUCAGGAUGACUGCGGUGGGCUCGAGGUCGAGGACGUUGCCUGCCUGGGGAAAUUUAUUCCUGCCACGCCGGUAAAGAAUGCAAUUGUGAUGAAUGUAGGGGAUCUCUUACAGAGAUGGAGCAACGGUGCGUGUCUCAUCUUCUUGUGA
Molecule: messenger RNA, 828 nt
Organism: Penicillium riverlandense
Lineage: Eukaryota; Fungi; Ascomycota; Eurotiomycetes; Eurotiales; Aspergillaceae
Product: isopenicillin N synthase family dioxygenase
Exons: 2
Coding region: 1-828 (275 amino acids)
Molecular function (GO): dioxygenase activity
Source: RefSeq, a predicted model, not a curated record